AUUACAAUAACGACUUUUAUUAAAAAUUCUUCUUCUUGCAUAUAUAUUUCUGUAGUUCUACAAAAUACUUCAUGGCAAUCGCUAACACCAGGUACCACAGUAGCUGAUUACCUCUCCCAUCUUCCAGCCAAUACGCUGCCAUUGUCGUUACAUCAUUUCCUCAAGUAUUCAGCGGAGACGAUAAAGAAAGAAAAUCAAGGCGUAGUACAAACUGGGCCACCCAUUGGCAUUAAUACCAUAGGCGGAACAACAACCAUUACAAUACCUCAACAGCAAACGACAGCACAAAUGCAACAGCAACAGCAGACACAACAACAACAAUUACAACAGCAACAACUACAACAGCAGCAGCAGCAACAACAACAACAAGCAACGACCACAGUCCAUUUGCAGACACACGCGUCGACCAGCGGUGCUGUUGUAUUGGCCUCAACGUCAGCCGCUGCCAGCGCAACAACUACUUCGAAAAAGAAGAAACGUAAGAAGCGCCCGAAGGACCGCAAACCGAAAUUGCGCCCGGGGGAAAUUCGAUUAACCACAGCGCUAGACGGAAGCCCAUUAUACUUGUGCCCCGAAUGUCAAGUCGCAUAUCCCGAGCCCGAUCUGCUCGAGAUCCAUUUGGUGGGGCACAAUCUGGAGCGACGUUAUAUAUGCGACAUUUGCCAAGCGGCCUUGAAGCGAAAAGAUCAUCUGACGCGUCACAAACAAUCGCAUAAUCCGGAAAGACCGUACAUCUGUACAGUUUGUCUAAAGGCUUUCAAACGAAAAGAGCAACUUAGCUUGCAUUUUGUGAUACACUCAGGAGAGAAGCGACACUUGUGUCACGAAUGUGGCAAGGGCUUCUAUCGAAAAGACCAUCUGCGCAAACACACGCGCUCUCACAUAGCGCGUCGGGUGAAGGCAGAACUUAGUAUGCAGAACGAAAGUGAACAUGGGACGAGCAUGUUGCAGCCAGUAACGGUUACGACAAUUGCCGAAGUGCAACAGCAGUCGCAAACGACA
Molecule: messenger RNA, 1002 nt
Organism: Rhagoletis zephyria (snowberry fruit fly)
Lineage: Eukaryota; Metazoa; Arthropoda; Insecta; Diptera; Tephritidae
Product: zinc finger protein 567-like
Biological process (GO): regulation of transcription by RNA polymerase II
Cellular component (GO): nucleoplasm
Molecular function (GO): DNA-binding transcription repressor activity, RNA polymerase II-specific; RNA polymerase II cis-regulatory region sequence-specific DNA binding
Source: RefSeq, a predicted model, not a curated record